Molecule: messenger RNA, 1584 nt
Organism: Trematosphaeria pertusa
Lineage: Eukaryota; Fungi; Ascomycota; Dothideomycetes; Pleosporales; Trematosphaeriaceae
Exons: 2
Coding region: 163-1233 (356 amino acids)
Source: RefSeq, a predicted model, not a curated record
AGCUUCAGAAGAUCUCAUAGCCCCUUCCGAGGGCGACUUCACUGACAUUGGUUGCUACGUCGCACCACGACCUAAUCGAGCCUAUAUCUCGUUAAUACUUCCUUCCGAUCGUCGUACCACGCGAAGAGUAGCCGGGGAGCGUUCGACUACAAUACCGUAGGAAUGGGCGCCACGAUCUCAAAAGUGCUUCGGUCUCGCAGAGCGCCGAGCCGCAAGGACAAGGUGGAGCAUUGCACUUGCUGCCUCUGCCAGCUAGGCAAAGUACCUCAACCGCUGUUUGUCCCAAAGUCGACAUCCCAUGUAUAUACGCGCCUCGCUUCGCUAGCGCCCUCCAAAGUCACCCAGCCUGUCAUUACUCCGUUUCGAUUCCUCGAUCUUCCGGUAGAGAUACGCUGCCUUGUAUACGAGGAGCUGUUGGUGGUCGGCAAGGUUUAUUUCAAAGACACCGACCAAGAGCACUCGCACACUUUACGGUACCGGGAAAAGGCAUACUAUCAAAAGCCUUUCUUGAAGAUUCUGCAAGUUUGCAAGCUGGUGCAUUGCGAAGCCGAACCGAUCUAUCUUUCGAAGAAUCUGUUCGUCCUGCCGCUGCACUGGCACCUUCAAAUACCAUUUCGUAGGGAAGGGCACACCGAGCCACUCUGUCUCGAAACGCAACAACUGUUCUCAGACAACGGAUUGAAAUAUUUGCAGAGCUUAAGUCUCGCUAUCGACCAAAAGGAUCUGUUCUUGGAUCCGCUGAAUCGUUGGAAUUGCAACACCUGGUUAACGAGAUCGUACGACAGCAUAUCGCAUUAUAGGCGGCACGAUAUAGUCCAUGAGGACAUGCUGGAUCAAUUGUCUGAGAACGACGGAGUAAACUACAACUGGUUGCAAGUAAUGGACACAGUCGGCACCCUUAUCAACAAUUCCAGGCGAGACCACCCACUAAACUACGUGGAGAUAGACUAUACGAACGCAUUUUGUCCGGUAGGGUGCUGCCGUCCAUUGGAGCUGGUGGACUAUGCCUGGAUCCAACAUCUCAAACCGACAUGCAUUGACAUCAUUGGGACGUGGACAGAAAGAGAGGAGAGAAGAAUCCUAUCCCAUAUGGCGGAGGACAAUGACACGGAGCCUGAGAUGCUAAUCGCCCGCCAUGGUGUACAGAUCCGAGAGGCUCGAGACUCAGUCCGAUGGAGCCGCUGGAAACAUGAAGAACCGCAACGCCACGGCGAGGUAGUUGGCUAUCACUGACGGUUUGCGACGCUUACAGUCAGCGGUCUCGGCAUGUGGCAAGAAUAGAGUCAGAUCACUUUGUGGUAGCGAUACAUCGGGAAUUCUUCGAAGAAAUGCUUUGAGCGAAAUUUCGGGGACCCAAGCCUUUGGGGGUGGUCUUAAUAGUGGCGUACGGACCGUGGCCAACGCUGCCAACCGAUUUGGAGAGGGUUCACUAGGAUUUUACAGGAGCUAGGCGCAACCCUGUUGGUGACCGUGAUAUGGUAUCCUAUUCCAGAUACUAAAAGCAAUGAUCUCCUAUUUUGCUAUCUUGUAUCUAUAUCCGAAGCGUUAGGUCCGAGGCCACACUGCACGCACAUAGAUGGCAGC